This is a messenger RNA of Drosophila serrata, 651 nucleotides long. It is a transcript of the gene Bro, whose product is annotated as Brother. Gene Ontology annotation, molecular function: sequence-specific DNA binding; transcription coactivator activity. NCBI's taxonomy places the organism in Eukaryota, Metazoa, Arthropoda, Insecta, Diptera, Drosophilidae. Gene Ontology annotation, biological process: regulation of transcription by RNA polymerase II. The record is from RefSeq and is a predicted model, not a curated record. Gene Ontology annotation, cellular component: core-binding factor complex; nucleus.
AUGCAUCAUCACCAAAAUCUCGGAGAAGCUGCCGCAGCACUUUCGGGGAUGAUUCCUCCUCCCUACGAAGCCAUGGCCAUGUACGAGCAGCCCAAGCCGCGAUUCAUCUUCAAAAUGCCCCGCGUAGUGCCCGACCAGAGGUCGAAGUUCGACAGCGACGAACUCUUCCGUCGUCUCAGCCGUGAAAGUGAGGUCCGGUACACAGGAUAUCGGGAACGGGCUGCCGAGGAGCGCCGGAUGCGGUUCGUGAACGACUGCCGCAAGGGCUACGCGGAGAUUUCCUUUGUAGCAUCCGGCACCAAUCUGCAGCUGUAUUUCAACGCGAACCACAAUCCGUACGCCCAGGAGCAGGAGUGUGACUUUGAGCGGGAGCGGGGCAAGGUCCAUUUACGGUCCAACUUCAUCAUGAACGGCGUGUGCGUCCGUUUCCGUGGCUGGGUGGACCUGGAUCGCUUGGAUGGAGUGGCCAGUCUGGAGUACGAUGAGCCACGGGCCCAGCAGGAAGACGCCCAGCUUCAGGAGCAGAUUCAAAGCUACAAUCUGAGGAUGGCCGAGUCCAAAAGGAUUUACCAUACACCACAAACAUCGCCCGAGGAUCAUCCUCAUCGCAGGGGAGGACCUGGGAUGCCAGGAGGGCCUAUGGGUUGGUAG